Messenger RNA from Radiomyces spectabilis, 1358 nucleotides. RefSeq lists its product as uncharacterized. NCBI's taxonomy places the organism in Eukaryota, Fungi, Mucoromycota, Mucoromycetes, Mucorales, Radiomycetaceae. Bases 15 to 1019 code for a protein of 334 amino acids. The transcript is spliced from 5 exons. The record is from RefSeq and is a predicted model, not a curated record.
UGUUCAGUCUCACCAUGAUCGGUCCAAGCAUUCCCGAACAUUUACUGAAAGCAAAGCAACGUCAAAGCGAGGAGAGCGAAGAGGAAACAUCUGUUGCGCCGUCCCAAAAUGAUAUUGGACCGUACAUUCCCAGUCACUUAAUUGAGAAAAAAAGACAAGGAGACACUGAAAACAACGAAGAAGACCAAGCUCAUUCACCACCCAGAAGCCCUCCUGCGGCCGAUAACGCGAACGACGACGAUGACGAUGCCGAUGCCGAUGCUUAUGUUCCUGCACUACCGCCGGAUUUAUUGGAAGAACGCAAGAAAGCCGCACCUUCCAGUGGUAAAGAAGGACGAAGACGACGGCCGGUGGGACCUACUAUGCCGACAGCCUGGGAUGCCGCUGCUUAUGCACAACAAGAAGAUGAAGACGAUAUUGUUGGACCGAAACUUCCUUCCAGUGACGAUAAUGAUGCGGCAGGUGGGAUUCAGUCCACCAUUGCAGAGAUAGAAGAAAGAGCACGAAGAAGCAAAGAAUUACUGGAACAGAAGGCGUCGGGUGUAUCAGAAAAAGUCGAACGUCCAGAGUGGAUGCUGGUGCCGCCUGAAUUGGAUUAUUUAAAAACAGCCGAUUCAUCCCGGUCCCGUACAUUUAGCAAUAAGAUUAUGGAUGCUUCUGAUCGAGAUACCAGUGUGUGGACAGAAACACCGGCCGAGCGAUUAAAGCGACAGCAAGAAGAGGUCUUGGGCAAGCGGAAAAAAGCGCCAACACGUGCCCCGCCUUCGAUGCAGGAUAUCGAGACAAGAAGGAAUCUUGAAGAGUACAAUAAAACAAAACGGGCGGAAUCAUUGAUGGAUAUGCACCGGAAAAAAGCGAAAUCAAGCAAGGGCAAGGAGGAUGUAUCGAAACGACCUUUUGAUCGAGAAAAGGAUUUGUUGGGCUCCAAACCCAUGGAUCGAAGAACCAAGAAUGAGCUUUUGAAACGAUCAACGGAAUUGGGUUCACGUUUCGGCAGUGGCAGUCGUAGCUUCCUUUAAUGCUUCCACAAUUCCCAUUACCUUGACACUCAAACACCAUCAUGUUCUUUUUUCUCUCUCCUGUUCUGUUUGUUUUUAGACGCUCCUCAGUUCUUGACAAGUAACCGACUGUCAAAAAGAAAGAGGUUGAAUCAAGAAUCAUCCGGUUAUUAUUCUCCUAAUCCGCUUCCUACUGCAAGGGAUUUUCAGGGUACCGUUUGCGCGGUUUCUUGUUUUCUCAUUUGUUCUUCCCUUUUUUUUCUUCUGUUUUGGAUGAUGCGAGUGUAGAAAAACAGUGGGCUCAGGGACUGAUGUACGAUUAAUGUUCUUGCGAAUUAAAACAAAAAAACAUUAUUUGAA